AUGGCGGGCACGCGGGACGCCAUCCUGGACGCGCUGGAGGAGCUGACGGCCGAUGAGCUCAAGAAGUUCAAGCUGAAGCUGCAGAACGCGCCCCUGCGCGAGGGCUACUCUCACAUCCCGCGGGGCGCCCUGCAGCGCAUGGACGCCGUGGACCUGGCCGACCGGCUGGUGAGCUGCUACCUGGAUGCCUAUGCCACCGAACUCACCGCCCAGCUGCUGAGCGACAUGGGCAUGCAGGAGGCCGCGGAGCAGCUGCAGGCCCGCAGCCGCGCCCGGGGCUCUGGAGCCCCGGCAGCGGGGAUGGAAGCCUCUGCUCUCCGGGCGGCGGCAGUCGUAUCAGCCCCGCACUUCAUGGACCGGUACCGGGAAAACCUCAUUAGGCGGGUCACAGACGUGAACGGCGUGCUGGACGCUCUGCAUGGGAGGGUCCUGUCGGAGGAGCAGUACCAGGCCGUGCGGGCAGAGGCCACCAAUCAAGACAAGAUGAGGAAGCUCUUCAGCUUCGCUCCAGCCUGGAACCUGGCCUGCAAGGAUCUGUUCCUUCAGGCCUUGAGGGACACCCAGCCCUACUUGGUGGACGACCUGGAAAAGAGCUGA
This is a messenger RNA of Pipistrellus nathusii (Nathusius's pipistrelle), 597 nucleotides long. The record is from the annotation of a GenBank genome assembly. NCBI's taxonomy places the organism in Eukaryota, Metazoa, Chordata, Mammalia, Chiroptera, Vespertilionidae.